Molecule: messenger RNA, 4624 nt
Organism: Notolabrus celidotus (New Zealand spotty)
Lineage: Eukaryota; Metazoa; Chordata; Actinopteri; Labriformes; Labridae
Product: trichohyalin-like
Exons: 2
Coding region: 140-4480 (1446 amino acids)
Source: RefSeq, a predicted model, not a curated record
GAGGUCACAAUUGACAAAGCUUUAAACCAGAAAGAGAAGAUACAAGAUAUACUUUAUUUGCUCCCCCCUUUAUUAAGAGUGCACAGUCUUUACUUCAAGCUAGUCUACAUUCCAGACACUGAGUCCACUAAGAAUCAUAAUGGAAAACAGCCAACCCAGCCAGAGUUUCACUCAGACACCAGCUACCCUGAGAGCUGAGACAGAAGCCCCAAAGGAGGAGAAGAUGGACAACUCAGCUGCUGUACCAGGGCGACCUGUGGCAAAGCAGGUGGAGGCCCUGGAGAAAGAGUGCUUCACCAGAGUACAAAGGGAAAGGGAUCAUAUCAAGGAGAACCAAGAGCUCAGAGAUCAUGUUGAUUCCCUGAAAAACCAGCUAGAGGCUAAAAACCAGGAGGUGAAUGCCCUGCAGGAAGAGUGUUUGAGCAGAGAAUUAGGAGAAAGUAUUAAUAGCAGCGAGAUGCAAGAGCUCAAAAUUCUUGUUGCAUCUAAAAACAACGAGCUACAGGCUGAACAACUGAGGGCUGAUGAACUCCAAAAAGAAAAGGAGGAGUUGAAAAGAAAGCUUCAAGAGAGAGACAGUCAAGACCUGGAACCAGUUGAGAGGCUGGAGCAGGAGUUGAGGGUCCUGUACGAAGAGCUCUCCAGCAGAGAAUCAAGCGAAAUGGGUCAUAACAAGGAGAAGCAAGAGCUCAGAGAGCUUGUUGCUUCUCAAAACAAAAAUGUACAGGCUGAACAAGAGAGGGCUGAUGAACUCCAAAAACAACAGGAGGACUUAAAGAGAAGGUUUCAAGAGACAGACAGUAAAAACCUGGAGCAAAUUAAGAGGCUGAAGCAGGAGGUGAAGGUCCUCAAGGAAGAGCGCUCCAGCAGAGAAUCAAGCGAAAGUUGUCAUAGAGUGGAGAUGAAAGAGCUCCAACAUCGUGUUGAAUACCUGAAAAAAAAGCUACAGGAUGAACAGAAAGAAAAGGAAGAAUUGAAGAGUAAGCUUCAAGAGAGAGACCAUCAAGACCUGGAACAAUUUGAGAGGCUGAAGCAGAAGGUGAACACCCUGCAGGAAAAGUGGUCGAGCAGUGUACUAAGGGAAAGUGGUCAUAAAUGGGAGAUGCAAAAGCUCCAAGAUCGUGUUGAAUCCCUGGAAAAACUGCUACAGGAAGAACAGACACAAAAGGAGUAUUUGGAGAGUAAGCUUCAGGAGAGAAACCAGAAAGACCUGGAAAAUGUUAAGAUGCUGACACAGGAGGUGAACACCCUGCAGGCAGAGCGCAUUAACAGUGAAUUAAGGGACAGGGGUCAUAGAGUGGAGAUAAAAGAGCUCCAAAAUAUUGUUGAAUCUCUGAAAAAACAGCAACAGGAUGACCAGAAAGAAAAGGAAGAAUUGAAGAGAAGGCUUCAAGAGAGAAACCAUGAACACGUGGAACAAAUUGAGAGGCUGACGCAGGAGGUGAACACCCUGCAGGAAAAGUUGUCGAGCAGUGUACUAAGGGAAAGUGGUCAUAAAUGGGAGAUGCAAAAGCUCCAAGAUCGUGUUGAAUCUCUGAAAAAACAGCUACAGGAUGACCAGAAAGAAAAGGAAGAAUUGAAGAGUAAGCUUCAAGAGAGAGACCAUCAAGACCUGGAACAAUUUGAGAGGCUGAAGCAGACGGUGAACACCCUGCAGGAAAAGUGGUCGAGCAGUGUACUAAGGGAAAGUGGUCAUAAAUGGGAGAUGCAAAAGCUCCAAGAUCGUGUUGAAUCCCUGAAAAGAAAGCUACAGGAUGAACAGACACAAAAGGAGGAAUUUAAGAGAAGGCUUCAAGAGAGAAACCAGAAAGACCUGGAAAAUGUUAAGAUGCUGACACAGGAGGUGAACACCCUGCAGGCAGAGAGCAUGAACAGUGAAUCAAGGGACAGGGGUCAUAGAGUGGAGAUAAAAGAGCUCCAAAAUAUUGUUGAAUCUCUGAAAAAACAGCUACAGGAUGACCAGAAAGAAAAGGAGGAAUGGAAGAGUAAGCUUCAAAAGACACACCAUGAAAACCUGGAAAAUGUUAAGAGGCUGGAGCAGGAGUUGAAGGUCCUGGAGGAAGAGUCCUCGAUCAGAGAAUUAAGGGAAGAGGGACAUAACAUGGAGAUGCAAGAGCUCCAAGAUCGUGUUCAAUCCCUGGAAAAACAGCUACAGGCUGAACAGCUGAGAGCUGACGAAAUCCAAAAAGAACAGAGGGAAUUGAAGAGUACGCUUCAAGAGAAAGACAGACAAGACCUGGAACAAGUUAAGAGACUGGAGCAAGAGCUGAGGGUCCUGUACGAAGAGCGCUCCAACAGAGAAUCAAGGGAAAUGCGGCAUAACACGGAGAAGCAAGAGCUCAGAGGUAUUGUAGCAUCUCAAAACAACAUGCUACAGUCUGAGGUGUUAAGGGGUAAGAACUUGCAGGCACAACUGGAUGAGGAAAGACAUCUGCACCAUGAAGUGUUCUACAAAGCUUGUAAUCAGAUUGAGAGUCGGAACAGAAAAGUAGCUCAUCUGCAGCAGGAGCUCAAGGAGCAGCAGGAAGAGACCCGAAGUAAAGAAACGGACUUUAAGAACCAGCUGCAAGAAAAGACCAGAAGCUGCAUGGAGAUGGCCUCCAAACUAAAGGAUCAGGAGGAGUACAUGGAGCAAGUGUCGGCGUUUCUAUGUAAGAAAAAGGAAGAGCCCCCCCGUACAGACAACAUCCAAGUCAACACUCCAAACAUGGUGCAGGAGACAUCUGAGCCCAUCCAGACAUCACCUGAGGGGGCCGAGGGAACACCGAUAGAUGGAGAAGGCCUCCUGGUGGACGAGUCUACAUUCCAGACACUGAGUCCACUAAGAAUCAUAAUGGAAAACAGCCAACCCAGCCAGAGUUUCACUCAGACACCAGCUACCCUGAGAGCUGAGACAGAAGCCCCAAAGGAGGAGAAGAUGGACGACUCAGCUGCUGUACCAGGGCGACCUGUGGCAAAGCAGGUGGAACAGACACAAAAGGAGGAAAAGCUACAGGAGGAACAGACACAAAAGGAGUAUUUGGAGAGUAAGCUUCAGGAGAGAAACCAUAAAGACCUGGAAAAUGUUAAGAUGCUGACACAGGAGGUGAACACCCUGCAGGCAGAGAGCAUGAACAGUGAAUCAAGGGACAGGGGUCAUAGAGUGGAGAUAAAAGAGCUCCAAAAUAUUGUUGAAUCUCUGAAAAAACAGCUACAGGAUGACCAGAAAGAAAAGGAAGAAUUGAAGAGAAGGCUUCAAGAGAGAAACCAUGAACACGUGGAACAAAUUGAGAGGCUGACGCAGAAGGUGGACGCCCUGCAGGCAGAGUGCUCGAGCAGUGAACGAAGGGAAAGUGGUCAUAAAUGGGAGAUGCAAAAGCUCCAAGAUCGUGUUGAAUCCCUGAAAAAACUGCUACAGGAAGAACAGACACAAAAGGAGUAUUUGGAGAGUAAGCUUCAGGAGAGAAACCAGAAAGACCUGGAAAAUGUUAAGAUGCUGACACAGGAGGUGAACACCCUGCAGGCAGAGAGCAUGAACAGUGAAUCAAGGGACAGGGGUCAUAGAGUGGAGAUAAAAGAGCUCCAAAAUAUUGUUGAAUCUCUGAAAAAACAGCUACAGGAUGACCAGAAAGAAAAGGAGGAAUUGAAGAGUAAGCUUCAAAAGACACACCAUGAAAACCUGGAAAAUGUUAAGAGGCUGGAGCAGGAGUUGAAGGUCCUGGAGGAAGAGUCCUCGAUCAGAGAAUUAAGGGAAGAGGGACAUAACAUGGAGAUGCAAGAGCUCCAAGAUCGUGUUCAAUCCCUGGAAAAACAGCUACAGGCUGAACAGCUGAGAGCUGACGAAAACCAAAAAGAACAGAGGGAAUUGAAGAGUACGCUUCAAGAGAAAGACAGACAAGACCUGGAACAAGUUAAGAGACUGGAGCAAAAGCUGAGGGUCCUGUACGAAGAGCGCUCCAACAGAGAAUCAAGGGAAAUGCGGCAUAACACGGAGAAGCAAGAGCUCAGAGGUAUUGUAGCAUCUCAAAACAACAUGCUACAGUCUGAGGUGUUAAGGGGUAAGAACUUGCAGGCACAACUGGAUGAGGAAAGACAUCUGCACCAUGAAGUGUUCUACAAAGCUUGUAAUCAGAUUGAGAGUCUGAACAGAAAAGUAGCUCAUCUGCAGCAGGAGCUCAAGGAGCAGCAGGAAGAGACCCGAAGUAAAGAAACGGACUUUAAGAACCAGCUGCAAGAAAAGACCAGAAGCUACAUGGAGAUGGCCUCCAAACUAAAGGAUCAGGAGGAGUACAUGGAGCAAGUGUCGGCGUUUCUAUGUAAGAAAAAGGAAGAGCCCCCCCGUACAGACAACAUCCAAGUCAACACUCCAAACAUGGUGCAGGAGACAUCUGAGCCCAUCCAGACAUCACCUGAGGGGGCCGAGGGAACACCGAAGAUGGAGAAGGCCUCCUGGUGGACGAGGUUAAAAAAGGGUGUGACUCGUCACAGGCGCCACAAAUAAAAACAUCAGAGUCAGUAAGGGUUUUCUCCGGGAACCUCCGGUUUCAUCCCAUCAUAGACAUUUUGAAAGAACUUUAUUCAGCAUAGAUUAUUAAAAAUGUCAAUAAAAAAAAUAAAAAUAAAACUAUAAGUCUUUGCAUUCAAA